This is a messenger RNA of Ascochyta rabiei, 987 nucleotides long. RefSeq lists its product as uncharacterized. NCBI's taxonomy places the organism in Eukaryota, Fungi, Ascomycota, Dothideomycetes, Pleosporales, Didymellaceae. Gene Ontology annotation, cellular component: mitochondrial inner membrane; mitochondrion. The record is from RefSeq and is a predicted model, not a curated record. Gene Ontology annotation, biological process: glycine import into mitochondrion. Bases 1 to 987 code for a protein of 328 amino acids. The transcript has 2 exons. Gene Ontology annotation, molecular function: glycine transmembrane transporter activity.
AUGUCAGAUGGCGGGAAGUCGCGCUCGUCGUCUUCAUUCCAUUUCUUCGCCGGCCUGAGCUCGGGCAUCCUCUCCGCGGUGCUCCUCCAGCCAGCCGACCUCGUCAAAACGCGCGUGCAGCAGUCGCGCACAUCGACGCUCCUGGGCACCAUCCGCUCCAUCGCCAGCGGGCCCAAUCCCGUACGCCAGUUCUGGCGCGGUACGCUCCCUUCGACGCUUCGCACAGGAUGCGGCUCGGCCAUAUACUUUUCGUCGCUCAACGCCCUGCGACGGCGCGCAGCUCUGCUGGCCGCGGGCCGUGCUGAUGGAGCCGUGGUGGCGGGGGACCACUCGUCCUCGCUGCCGAAACUCAGCAACACGGCCAAUCUGGCGACGGGAGCUGCGGCGCGGACAUGGGCCGGCUUCAUCAUGAUGCCCAUUACGGUGCUGAAAGUGCGGUACGAGAGCAGCUUGUACGCCUACACCAGCCUGACGAGCGCAACCAAGGACAUGUACCGCACCUCGGGCUUCAAGGGCUUCUUCGCCGGCUUCGGCGCCACGGCUGUCCGCGACGCACCCUACGCCGGUCUCUACGUGCUCUUCUACGAGCAGUCCAAACGGCGGCUGUCGGCGGUCGCCACCAAGAUGGAGUCGGGCGACGCUUCGUCGAGCCAGAAGCUCUCCACCAGCACGAGCGCGGGGAUCAACUUCCUCUCGGGCGUCGCGGCUGCGGGGCUGGGCACCACCAUGACCAAUCCGUUCGAUGCGAUCAAGACGCGGAUCCAGCUCAUGCCGGACACGUACACGAACCUGGUGCAGGCGGGCAAGAAGAUGUUGGCGGAGGAGGGGACGAGGAGUCUCUUUGAUGGACUCGGGAUCAGGAUCGCGCGCAAGGCCAUCAGCAGUGCACUAGCCUGGACGGUGUACGAGGAGCUGAUUAGAAGGGCGGAGAGGGGAUGGGAGGAGGCUGGGGUGGAAAGCGCUGUCCGGGUGGAAGGGAAGGUGUGA